AUGUCCGAGCCAAAGAGUCCGUCACACGACGAGGUGAUCCCAACUCCAGGAUCUGAUGUGGUGCACUCUCCCGGUACGAGUCCUUUUCGGUCGCGUGACAGACGGGCUUCAAGAAGUUAUUCUAUCAAUAGAAGGCCUUCGUUUGACACAACUAUGCUAAACAGGGGAUCUCGAAACGCGGAAUCAGCUAGCGAUGCCGGAUCCACCAAGAACCGCUAUGAUCUAAGUGAAGAAGGCGAACAAGACGCCCUUGGUCUUUUGCAUGGCGAUGUCCAUCUUGAGCCCGCUCGAUACGAUGAGGAUGUCGUCAUAGAUCAUAGGCCAAGAAAACAGAGUUUUGUGGAUAAUCCUGCGGUGCCAGCUCGUCAUUCCAUGUCGCACGCACGGAGAUAUAGCGUGGAAAACAACGUUGCUCAGAAAUCCAUUCCCAAGACGUCAUCUCCUCUCACGUCUUCCAAUUUUGACAGAAUAUACAUGCCACCUGAAUCCCCAUCACAGACGGUGAGGCCUACAUACGCCGAAAGAUGGGUGAAGAGACAGUCCACUUAUGAUAAGGACCAUUUCCCGUUGCAGAAAGGCGGAAACAAUUACGGGUCGACCUCGGCUGCACCAAUAGACAUACGAGAAAGGACUCAUCACAAUGAUACAUACCACGAUGCGCAGUUUAUUGGAGAUACUUCAAGUUCUCAGGUAGACCACUAUGAAUCGUCUAAUCCAUCCUCGAGAAGGACCUCCGAGAGCUCUUCUUUGGCGGAUGUGUGUUUUCCUCUGGAGGCAUUGGAUGAUCCUGGUAAGCAAAAGAGCUGGCCUGAUAUUGCCAUACUCCAAGAAUUUGCUGAUGAUGAGGCAACAGAGCUGCGCAAACUGGUAGAGGCCAACAUGGAGUCAUUUCAAAGCAGAAAGUCUUCGUUUAGUUCGGUGUCUCCAAACAAUUCCGGGAUCAACUUUCAACAACCACUUGUGGGAAAUAUUGAUAUGGAGAGUUUGCACACUUCAAACUUGUUAACAGGUUCCAAAAUAGACGAGAGUGGACCUAUAAAUGGUCGUCUUCGUCCUCCCAAGACCGUUCCUUGGGCGAAAGCUCAGCAAAACCCAGUCUUCCCUCUACCACAAACUCUGAAAAUUCCUUCUGACAAGCCUUCUCCUUCGAAGGCUCAAAUUGGACAGUACAGGUUUACUUAUUUUCGGGAAGAUCUGGAAUCAACUAUCCAUUCCACCACCAUCUCUGGUCUCUUGCAAGACGAUCUCACUUUCAGUGACCUUUUCGUGCCUUCCCAUUACUCUGUGAGCAAGAGCAACUCUGUUGCUGGAAAUAGCACACUGCUGAACCAACCUGCUACAUCUCUGAAUCCGAUGACAAAAGUGAGUUCCGGCAGCGUUAGACCCCCAACACCUGCCCAGACGGGAACGUCUACGCCAACUCCUUCCAUCAUGAAUGAGCCAAGGCAAGAGUGCUCCCCAUUCUGGUUGGAUGUCUUAGAUCCAACGGAAGAGGAGAUGAAAGUCCUAUCCAAAGCCUUCAAUAUACAUCCUUUGACAACUGAGGAUAUCUUCCUUGGUGAGACUAGAGAAAAGGUCGAGCUGUUCAAAGAUUACUAUCUCGUCUGCUUCAGAUCGUUUGAUGUUGUUCAUGAACGCAAUGUUCUCUCCAGGAUGGCAGCUAAAAAGUCAGUGACUGGUGGCAGUUCUGAUUGUGAGAACGAACUUUCUUACAAGCCAUCAAUGCUGAACUCCUUUUUCAACAUGCUAAGAGGCAAGUCUGGCUACGUUUCUUUAGAUGAAGAAGUGCGUUCUGUCAAAAGCUUCAAGAAAGGCUCUUCGGGUUCUGUUGGCUCGCGCAAGAAGAACAAGCAAUUAGAUGCUGAGAAGAGAAAUGGAAGGCACAGACACAAAGCUAGGGAUGGUGAACUUGAACCGCUCAACAUGUAUAUCAUUGUGUUUAGGGAUGGUGUCUUGACUUUUCACUUUGCCCCAACACCCCAUCCCAUUAACGUUAGGAGAAGGGCAAGGCUCCUGAGAGAUUACCUGACUGUCACCUCUGAUUGGAUUGGAUAUGCCCUCAUUGAUGAUAUCACCGAUGCUUUUGCUCCCAUGAUAGAAAGCAUUGAAGAUGAGGUAAAUUCAAUUGAAGAUGCGAUUCUGGUGAUGCACUCUGCUGAUAAAGAGGAAAGCGAUGAUGACUCCGAUGAGGAUAGUGACGACGAAGAUGAAAAGCCAUGGUUCAGAAUGAAGAAUAGAACUUCCGAUGGAGACUCGGUAGUUUCCCGAAGAUCGAAAAAAUCGAGUACUAGUACCAGUUCCUCCUCCUCGACCAAGACCAGAGUCGCAGGUUGGAAACGCAAGGGAGAUAUGCUGAGGAGAAUUGGUGAAUGCCGUAAGAGGGUCAUGUCCAUACUGAGACUAUUGGGCUCAAAAGCAGACGUUAUCAAAGGCUUUGCCAAGAGGUGUAAUGAACAGUGGGAUGUCGCGCCGCGUUCAGAAAUUGGGAUGUAUUUGGGAGAUAUACAAGAUCAUAUCGUGACAAUGGUCCAGUCUUUGAACCACUACGAGCGACUACUUGCGAGGUCUCACUCAAACUACCUGGCCCAAAUCAACAUCGACAUGACCAGAGUUAACAACGACAUGAAUGAUGUAUUGGGUAAGAUAACCAUCCUGGGUACUAUUGUGUUGCCUAUGAAUAUUGUUACCGGUCUUUGGGGUAUGAAUGUGUUGGUUCCAGGUCAAGAGGAAGAUAACCUCGUCUGGUUUGUCUCAAUCACCUCAGGUAUGAUAUUCAUUGCAAUGUGCUGUUACUUAUACGCAAAGCGGGUCAGUGGACUUACGUGA
Molecule: messenger RNA, 2826 nt
Organism: Kuraishia capsulata CBS 1993
Lineage: Eukaryota; Fungi; Ascomycota; Pichiomycetes; Pichiales; Pichiaceae
Exons: 1
Coding region: 1-2826 (941 amino acids)
Biological process (GO): intracellular magnesium ion homeostasis; magnesium ion transmembrane transport
Cellular component (GO): plasma membrane
Molecular function (GO): magnesium ion transmembrane transporter activity
Source: RefSeq, a predicted model, not a curated record